Molecule: messenger RNA, 507 nt
Organism: Durusdinium trenchii
Lineage: Eukaryota; Dinophyceae; Suessiales; Symbiodiniaceae
Source: the annotation of a GenBank genome assembly
AUGCUGCACAUGCACAAGUGGCGAAGGCGCCAGGUGAACAACUACUUCCUGCCGAAGACCGCCGCCGAACGGCGGGCGGUGAAGCAGAAGACGACGGCCAUGCUAUCGGCCAAGGACGUCACCACGCGUGCGGCGAACCAGUCGUUGCGGGAGCUGCGCAGUACCAUUCUGAACACGGCCACCGCGGAUCCGCUGGAGGAUGCGCAGAUGACCCGCGACCAGAUGGAGGCGCUGCCAGGCGCGACAGAGGUGCCGGGCGCCGCAGGCUUCUCCCACACGAUGCCCAGUGGCGUGUCGCCCUACACCAGCUACGAGCAAAGCUCGCGGUUCAACGGCGCGCUCACGGACCCCAGCUUUGGGCAGCAGGCGCAGGACCUCUCCAAGAAGGACAGAGCGUUCGGGCGGUUGUGGUGGUGGGGUGUUUUUCGAGGAAGACCUGGGACGACGCUCAUAGAACCCCCAUCCAGGGUCAAAGGUGGAACAUGCGAGAGUUGCUGGUCGUUUUGA